AUGGCUCCCAAAACUGGCCGGACGAGUGGGGCCAAGAAGGCGGCCGAGGCAACUGCCAAAGCUAAGGCUGAGGCCACGGCGGCUGAGGCUGCCGAGGUGGAGUCUGGGGACUUUGCCAUGGAGACCGGGCGUGAAGCCGUGAAAGAGGCCCUGGACUUUUUGAAGAAGAAGAAGCUCUUUCCGGCUAAGGCGGAGAAGGUCGGCACUCACUCCAUUCUUCCAGAUGCCUGGCAGGGCUCGAGCCUGAAAGAGGCCUCCACAUUCUCAGCGAGCCUGAAGGACGUUUCUGUGGAGACCCUGGAGGUGCCACCGCCUGAGGUGCUGUCUGAAGCGGCCGAGUAUUGGUUCGAAGGGAGGUCUGAUCAGACCUCCCUUUUCGUGUCGGCGACGGUGACGUCUGAUGAGACCAAGUCAGGCGAGAUCGUGCUGUCGCCUGAGGACCAUACCAAGGUUGCGGCCUUGGUAUGGGCCUUCGGCAAGGCGGCGGCUUCGUCUGACAGCGACCUCUGCGAGAAGUACCGCCGCCUGAGCAGCCGCAUCGUGAUCUCCAUGGUGCGUGGCAAGGCGUCUGACCAGGCAGGGACCGUGGUCAGUCUGAUCCAGGCAUCUGAGGACAUCGGCAAGAAGGCUAUGGAGUGUUCCAAUGCGAUGCCGUUCAACCUCGCCUCGCGUCUGACGAGGAUCCGGGCCGCCUUGUCAGCACAACACAAGGCCUCCACUCACGAGGAGGUGUUCUUGUUGUUGAAGAACAUCCGCUGGAACGGCGAAGCCUACAAGGUGAAGACAUCUGACCAGGUGCAAAAGCUCACCACUAUGCUUGACAAGACGAAGGCGGCCGGCAUGACUGAGUCGAUGAAGGAGAUGCGGGAGGACAGCAGCCUGAAGGACCAUUUGGGUGUGUCCCUGUCGACCAACACCCACAUGCGUGACUUGAACAGGGACCAGGCGAUGCAAGCGACAGGGAUGCUGCAUCUUCGCUUCGUCGUGCUGGAGCGGCUGAGCCAUCUGCCCAUCCCGGACGAUGCACUUGACAAGAAGACGGCCAUGGAUUUUCAGAAGUCUCUGCAGAGGUGUCUGAAUCCGAAGGAGUGGGCUCAGCAAGGCGGCUUGGUAUCCGUCGCGGCCUUCAGCGAGCCGCCGUACUGCAGUCUGAGUAAAAGGAUUGCAGGAAUGCUCCGGGGCGAUGACGAUGAGCUCUUCAGCACUGCUGUCACUUCCGGGCAGAAGGAGGAGUUUGGACCCAUCCUGGAGCUGCUGACCAGGUACAGCGACGAGUGGAAGAUGAAAUUGGGCCGUCUGAAGCCUGAGCCGCCGCUUGAGACCAAGCCUUCGCGUGAGCUGCUGCCCGAGACGGAUCCGACGACUGAUACGUCUGGGACUGGGACGACUCGCACGGCUGAACAACUCCGCGAAGUGCAGCUCAAGCGGGCGGUGGAGGAGGAAAUGGCCUUCUACAUUCACUUCUACCAAAGCGACAUCAGGAAUCCUUCCGCUGCCUGGGCUGAUGCUCUGAAGCAACAUCAGCUCCUUCAGAAGGCUGAGCCGGUGUUAUUCAUCUUCGACUCCUCGCUGGUCGCUGAAAACGGAGGCUACAGCCGCGUGCACAACGUGUACCAGCGACCGGCCGUCUUCGAGCGUGGCCUGUACGACAACUGCUUCCGAGUGUUCGAGGCGGCUUCCAAGGACGAGGACCGCUGGCUGACCUUUGAUAGCGGCGUGCAGAAGGCCUCGAACACCAUCCUCAAGUCUUUCAGGAAUCAUGGCUCGACGCCCCAGAGCAUUAUUCUGAUCGGAAGCGAAGAAAGUGUUCAAGGGCGGAAAGACUACUUGCGGUCUGCGUGGCUUGGCCGCAUGUUCUUGUGUUUGACUGCAGUUUCCUUUUUUGGCUUGGCCGCCUGUUCUUGUGUUGACUGCAGUUCAUGCUUCCAGCCAAGGGAGGAGAGGAACUGCAAACGGCGGAAGACGGGAACCGCUGGAAGUCUCAUCAGCAUCGCCGGGGCCAGGGAGACAAUGUACUUCGGGUGCAAGUCUGACCCCCUGCCUGCCAAAGAGCACAAAUGGCUGGCGACUGAUGGCGUGGUGAGCACCGCCUGUCCUGUCUCGGUGCUGCCGAACGUGCCCUUGCCUUCGCCUGAGAGCCUCAUCCGGGUGACGGUGAGCCAGAAGAAGGAGGUCAUCCCUUUGGUGUGUGGAAAGGGUGUGACCGACAACGGCGGCCAGGUGGCACCGGCUGAGCACGUGGAGGACACCGACACAGUCCCUCUGGUGCACUUCGAGAGGAGCUGCUGGCUGUGUCGCAAGUUUGAGUCCAUUGUCUGGGUGUACCGGAUGCUGCUGCACACGGUCUCGCCCAUUGCCUGUGUCGUGAACUUUUCUCCGGGGUCGGGGUGCCUGAGCGUCGUCGCCGCAGAACAGCGGGUGCCCUGCAUCAACGUGGUGAGGACGCCUGAACAACGGAUGAUGCUCCAGAGCAUCAUCCGGCAGGAGCUGGCUGGUCGCGUCAAGAAUGCCAACGACCAGCGAUUCUACCGCGUGCCUGAGCCGCAGAGGGCUGAGCCUGAGAUGCCGCCUGUCUCGACAGCGGUUGCCUCGCCCGCGGUUCCGGUUCCCCCGCCUGCGACAACGACGGUGCCACCGCCUCAGACAACGACGGUGCCACCGCCUGAGAAAACCACGGAUGUCUCGUCACCGUCUGGUGAGUCUGACAGCAGCUCAGGCGAGGACGUAGAAAAGUAG
This is a messenger RNA of Symbiodinium sp. CCMP2592, 2736 nucleotides long. The record is from the annotation of a GenBank genome assembly. Lineage: Eukaryota; Dinophyceae; Suessiales; Symbiodiniaceae.